Molecule: messenger RNA, 1677 nt
Organism: Andrographis paniculata
Lineage: Eukaryota; Viridiplantae; Streptophyta; Magnoliopsida; Lamiales; Acanthaceae
Product: chaperone protein dnaJ GFA2, mitochondrial-like
Exons: 18
Coding region: 128-1459 (443 amino acids)
Biological process (GO): response to heat; protein refolding
Cellular component (GO): cytoplasm
Molecular function (GO): heat shock protein binding; ATP binding
Source: RefSeq, a predicted model, not a curated record
CCUUGCAUCUGCAGCUGCCUUGUGGUCUUCUGAGGUCCUAAAUAAUAAUUGGGAGGAUUUCGUAAUUAGGGUUUUGAUCGCUACCUAGCGAGCGAUUGUCCACGUUGUGCAGCUGCAGAUCGAACCAAUGGCGCGCUCGCACGGCUUGCGCCUCGCACGCCGCUCCGUUUCGUCUCUGCUGCUGCACAAUUCGCCCUCACAUCUGUGUGAUUCGUUGACUAAGGAAGGUUACAGGAGCUUCAGUAUCGCGAUGUGCAAUCAAUCUAGGGUUUUUUCUAACUCCAAAUUCCGAGAUGUAGGUAAAGAGAGUUGUUGGUUGAAUCUAGGAUUAUUCCGUGAAGUUCUGGGGGCUGCUCGAGCAAUCCAUAGCACUGCUCAAUUAUUUAGAGAUUAUUAUGAUGUGCUUGGUGUCAGUAACAGUGCAACUGCUUCUGAAAUCAAGAAAGCUUAUUAUGGGCUUGCAAAAAAGUUGCAUCCAGAUACCAAUAAAGAUGACCCUGAAGCUGAAAAAAAAUUUCAAGAAGUUCAGAAGGCUUAUGAGGUACUGAAAGAUGAUGAAAAGCGCCAGCAAUAUGAUCAGCUUGGCCAUGAAGCUUUUGAACGUGUUGGUAAUGGUGAAGGUCCUGGGUUUGAUCCUUUUGGAGGUGGUUUUAAUCCUUUCCAAGACAUCUUUAAGAAUGAUAUUUUCGACAUCUUCAACAGGGACACAGGCGGUGAAGAUGUCAAGGUUUCUGUUGAACUUUCCUUUAUGGAAGCUAUCCAGGGAUGCACCAAAACAAUUUCAGUUUUGACUGAUUUGGCUUGCGAUACUUGUGGUGGAACUGGUUUUCCUCCUGGGACUAGGCCUGAAACUUGUAAGAGAUGUAGAGGUUCUGGUGUUAUGACAUCACAAAAUGGUCCCUUCACACUCCAGUCUACUUGUCCAAAUUGUGGCGGAACUGGAAAAAUAGUCUCGAGCUGGUGCAAGUCUUGCAGGGGUAAGCGGGUAAUGAAAGGGACAAAAAUGGUGAAGUUGAAUGUGGUGGCAGGGGUUGAUAACGAUGAAACUAUUAAGAUUCCCAGAAGUGGUGGAGCAGAUCCUGAUGGAAACAGGCCUGGUGAUCUCUAUGUUACAGUCAAGGUCAGAGAAGACCCAGUAUUUCGUAGAGAAAGAGCUGACAUUCAUGUCGACGCAGUAAUAACCAUAGCUCAGGCAACUCUUGGAGGUACAAUACAGGUGCCGACGCUGUCAGGGGAUGUCGUUGUUAAGGUCCGGCCAGGCACUCAACCAGGCCAAAAGGUUGUCUUGAAGAAGAAAGGACUCAAAGUCAGGAACACCUUUUCAUUCGGCGAUCAGUAUGUACACUUCAACGUCAGGAUUCCAACAACUCUGACACCACGGCAGCGCCAGCUGAUCGAAGAGUUCUCGAAAGAAGAUCGCGUAGAAGACGAAAGAAUGGAUGCAGCAGCAAAUGCUUAAUUUGAUGCAGGUGAAAUUUUUGGUUGAGCAAAAUUCUUGCUUGGUUUUUGUUAUGUAGUAUAUUUAGUUAAAAAGAAGAUAUAUUUUUCAGUGGUAGACAAACUUAAAGCUGAAGAUGAUAUUUAUGCUUUGAUGGAAAAUUUUGGUUCAACGAUUAUUCCCCUAUGUUUUGUCAUGUAAUAAUAUAUUUAAUUCACUAGGAAAAAGAAAAUUGCAUA